CUACACCUUCACAUAUAAGUAAAUUGUAGGUAGAUGAGAAGACACCUUGCCAUGGUGUCACAGCCAAGAUAUGGGACAUCAGCUGAUGGUUCAUCAUACUUUUUAACCACAUUGUGCGUUAGAGUUAAACAUUCAUAUGUGUGUUUUUUCAUUCACAUACAGGUACAGCUACAUGAUCGACAAUGUGAUCCUGUUGAUUACUGGCACCCUGCACCAGCGCUCCAUUUCCGAACUUGUGCCCAAAUGCCAUCCCUUGGGAAGUUUUGAGCAGAUGGAAGCUGUAAACAUCGCACAAACACCUGCAGAAUUAUACAAUGCCAUUCUUGUGGACACUCCACUAGCUGCAUUCUUCCAAGACUGCAUUUCAGAACAAGAUCUUGAUGAAAUGAACAUUGAAAUUAUAAGGAACACAUUGUACAAGGCUUAUUUAGAAUCCUUCUACAAAUUCUGCAAAGGACUAGGAGGAACUACUGCAGAUGCUAUGUGUCCUAUCUUAGAGUUUGAAGCCGACCGUCGGGCGUUUAUAAUCACAAUUAAUUCAUUUGGCACUGAACUUUCCAAAGAAGACCGCGCCAAGCUGUUCCCUCACUGUGGGAAAUUGUACCCAGAAGGCCUGGCCCAGUUGGCGAGAGCUGAUGACUAUGAGCAGGUCAAAGCAGUAGCUGACUAUUACCCAGAGUAUAAACUGCUGUUUGAAGGUGCGGGAAACAAUCCUGGUGAUAAAACCCUGGAGGACAGGUUCUUUGAACAUGAGGUGAAAUUAAAUAAACUGGCCUUUCUAAACCAGUUCCACUUUGGGGUAUUUUAUGCCUUUGUAAAGCUAAAGGAGCAGGAGUGCCGAAAUAUCGUAUGGAUUGCAGAGUGUAUCGCCCAGAGGCACCGAGCCAAGAUUGACAACUACAUUCCUAUCUUCUAG
Messenger RNA from Staurois parvus, 916 nucleotides. The record is from the annotation of a GenBank genome assembly. NCBI's taxonomy places the organism in Eukaryota, Metazoa, Chordata, Amphibia, Anura, Ranidae.